Messenger RNA from Komagataella phaffii GS115, 789 nucleotides. Its product is annotated as Mitochondrial inner membrane protein required for delivery of copper to the Cox1p subunit of cytochr. The record is from RefSeq and is a predicted model, not a curated record. Gene Ontology annotation, molecular function: copper ion binding. Bases 1 to 789 code for a protein of 262 amino acids. Lineage: Eukaryota; Fungi; Ascomycota; Pichiomycetes; Pichiales; Pichiaceae. The transcript has a single exon. Gene Ontology annotation, cellular component: mitochondrial inner membrane.
AUGCUCCAUCCCGGAUCUUCCAACAUGAUCUCUUCCAUGAUGGCACCAGCCUUUCAAGCCAUAAGGCAGCCGUUGAAAAGGGGCAAUACGGGAGUGAAUUCUUUCAGAUCGAUGCGCUGCCAGUCUACUCAACCGAAGAGUCGCAUGCCCAAGAUGUCCACCCAAGAAUUCCAACAGCUCUAUAGAGAGAGACAACAGGAGAAGCUCAGAAUGAAGAAUAGAUCGAUUGGAUUAUACGCAUCUUCUCUCGGGAUGGUGUUUUUGACUUUGGCCUUUGGCUCAGUUCCCCUUUAUAGAGCUAUCUGCCAAAAGACCGGUUGGAGUGGAACUCCAAUGACUGAUGUUUCCAAGAUGACUCCUGAUAAACUGAUCCCAGUGGACACGUCGAAGAAGAUCCGUGUUCAGUUCACGGCGGAGACGUCUGGUAUCUUACCUUGGAAAUUUGUCCCUCAACAGCGUGAAGUGUACGUAACUCCCGGUGAAACCGCAUUGGCAUUUUACAAAGCUAGAAACGAGAGUGCUCAUGAUAUCAUAGGAAUGGCAACAUACUCAGUUACCCCCGAUCAUGUUGCUCCGUAUUUCAACAAAAUCCAAUGCUUUUGCUUUGAAGAACAGAAACUGGCGGCUGGAGAGGAAGUGGAUAUGCCUCUUUUCUUCUUCAUCGACCCAGAAUUCAUGAACGACCCUACUAUGAGAAAUAUUGACGAUAUCGUACUGCAUUAUACUUUCUUCAAGGCAAAUUAUGGGCAAAACGGACAGCUAAUGACCAGUCCUUUAAUCCCCAGGUGA